AUGGCAACGACAACGAUCGAGACGAGCAAAACUUCUGCUGCAGGACAGAGAGAUCUGUCUCAAUACGAUUUCACUAACCGGGAGCCGUACGUACAUCCGCCUGAGACGAAGAAAGAUCUUCCCUGGGCCGAGCUUGUUACGCUUGACCUCGAAGAUUACACUCGCCCGGGUGGAAAAGAGCGAUUGUCGAAACAGCUCGAACAUGCCGUCCAUCAUGUCGGGUUUUUCUACGUAAAGAACUUUGGCCUCUCGCAAGAACAGGUCGACAGACAGUUCACACUGGCAAAGCACUUCUUCAAGCUCCCAACAUCUGAAAAGGAGAAGUACGAAGUCAACUACGCAGAAGCCGACUACAAUGGGUGGCGGCGUCCCGGUCGUUCUCUGAUCGCGCAGGCAAAGGACAAUAUCGAGAUCUACAACAUCCCCAAAUUCACCGAUGACUUCAAGGGCAAAUACGAUCAGCCUGACCUCCUCAAGGCUCACCUCCCUGAAAUUGAAGUCUUCCAGAAGGCAUUGCACUCAAACGUGGUGCUUCCCCUGCUGCGUCUCUUCGCCAUCGUACUCCAGCUGCCAGACGAGGACUACCUUGUCAAGUAG
Ascochyta rabiei is the source of this 597-nucleotide messenger RNA. RefSeq lists its product as uncharacterized. The record is from RefSeq and is a predicted model, not a curated record. The transcript has 2 exons. Bases 1 to 597 code for a protein of 198 amino acids. NCBI's taxonomy places the organism in Eukaryota, Fungi, Ascomycota, Dothideomycetes, Pleosporales, Didymellaceae.